Molecule: messenger RNA, 2533 nt
Organism: Mauremys mutica (yellowpond turtle)
Lineage: Eukaryota; Metazoa; Chordata; Testudines; Geoemydidae
Product: zinc finger protein 581-like
Exons: 2
Coding region: 582-1232 (216 amino acids)
Cellular component (GO): nucleus
Source: RefSeq, a predicted model, not a curated record
GGCCUCCCCCCACCCCACAGUCUCGCCUCGGAACCCAGGCGUCCGGGGCCGGAUUGGAGCGCGGCGUUUCCACCCGGUCGCGUUUUGCAGCGACACCGGCUCCUGCUGCGGGUGGAGGGACGGACGGACGGACAGAGACAGACGGGACCCCCCCGGCCCCCCCCCCCACGCCGGGGACCCGGGGCUGUCACAGGGCGCCAGAGCCCGCAGGGGGCGGCACAUGGCCCCGGGGCGCAGGGGGGCGCCGGGCGCGUAGAGCCUCGACCGGUGCCGCCCCCCCCCGCCUGGACCGGACCGGUACCACCAAAUCCAGCCGGGUUUGGACCGGUACCGCCCCCAGCCUGGACCGGACCGGUGCCGCCCCCCCAGCUGGAACCAGGACAGAGCUGCUGGAUCCCUCCCCGGGCCCGGCUCGGAGCCGGCCCCAGCGCUGCCAUGAGCUGAGGGCACCGUGCCCGGCGCUGGCCCGGCCGGCCGUGUGGGCACCAGAGCUGCCAUGAGCCCGGAGACGGGACGCUGGGCACAGGUGCCUGGGAAGACGCUCUGAGCAGGUCCCGCCAGCGGGGGGCGCCGCCCGCCCCAUGGAUCUCCACCCCUUCAGCCCGCGGCCCCCCAGGGACGGAGGCGCCGACGCCCGGCACCAGCCCCCGGCCCGGGAGGAGCCGUCCAGGCGCCGGCUCAAACUGGAGGAGGACGGGGAGGCCAGCCGGCCGCGCGCCCCCCGGGCCCCACCCUGGCCCCCCGGCCCCGGGGAGGCCGGGCCGGAGCAGGGCGAGGCCGCGCGCUACGGUCGCUACCUGCUGAUCGACAGCCAGGGGCUGCCCUACACGGUGCUGGUGGAGGAGGCGGGCGCGGCGGGCGAGCGGGCGGGGCUGCGGAAGGUGUACUGCUGCCCGGUCUGCUCGCGCACCUUCGAGUACCUCUCCUACCUGCAGCGGCACAGCAUCACCCACUCGGAGCACAAGCCCCACGUCUGCCGGGCCUGCGGCAAGGCCUUCAAGCGCACGUCCCACCUGGAGCGGCACAAGUACACCCACGCCGGGCGCAAGCCCCACCAGUGCCCCAUCUGCCAGCGCAGCUUCCGCGACGCCGGCGAGCUGGCCCACCACCAGCGCGUGCACACGGGCGAGCGCCCCUUCCAGUGCGAGGCCUGCCACAUGCGCUUCGGCGAGCGCAACACGCUCCAGCGGCACAUCCGGCGCAAGCACCGCCAGCAGCCGCCCACGCCCUGACGGGCACGGGGAACCCCGGAGCCGGACCGGGGCCACCCCGACGGGCACGGGGAGGCUCGGAGCCGGACCGGCGCCACCCUGGUGGGCACGGGGAGCCCCGGAGCCGGACCGGCGCCGCCCCGACGGGCACGGGGAGCCCCGGAGCCAAACUGACACUGCCCCGAUGGGCACGGGGAACCCCGGAGCCGGACCGGUGCCACCCCAACGGGCAUGGAGAGCCCCGGAGCCAGACUGACACCACCCCAAAGGGCAUGGGGAGCUGCCCUGACAGGCACAGGGAGCCCCGGAGCCGGACCGACACUGCCCACACCCCAACGGGCACGGGGAGCCCAGGAGCCGGACCGGCACCGCCCACACCCCAACGGGCACGGAGAGCCCCGGAGCCAGCCUGGCAACUCCCCAUGGCUUAGCCACGUAGCAACCUUCGUCCCCACAUGGGCCCCUGACUCUGGGGGCAUGGUGGUCUCUACUGUACCCCCCCCACCCUGCCUAGGGGAGGGGGACGUGCCCUGUACCCCUGUGGGCAGCCCCCCUGUGCCCUAGCCCAAGGCAUUGGCCUCCCCACAGAUGCCCCCCACGGCGCCCCAAGACAGAGACUGCCCCUCGCAGAUAGGGCAGGGCAGCCUGGAUCGGUUCAGUCCGAGCCCAUGUGGGUUCUGGAGCACUCGGGACUGGCUGGCUCGGGGGGGGUGGGGGGAAUGAGGCCCGGGGCCUGUCCCUUCUAUGGACAGAUAUCUCAGUCCUACCGCCAGUGGUUGGGGGGGGAGGGGGGUUGUCCUGGCCACCCCCAUAGAGGGUCGUGGUGACUCUACAUUCCCUAGAAAUAGGCUCAUAUUGCUCCUGUUGGCCCAUCUACCCCGGUAUCCGGCCCUCUCCUGCUCCGUGGAGCAGCCCCACUGGCCUAGCUAACCUGGUAUCCCACCCGCUCCCUGCCCCCGGAUCAGUCCCAGAGGCCCAUCUGCCCCGGUAUCCUGCCUCAAACAGUGACCAACGGCUGGGGGCCAUCACGGCAGGCCCACCAUGCACCGGGACCAAGCUUCACGUCAUGUUUUUCGGUCUGGCGCCCCCAAACGGCUGCAGGUGGAGGCAGGGGAGCAGGAUGCCCCCGCCCCCAGGACUCCCAAUCGCCCCAGAGAAGGAAAUCCAAUAACAGAACUGGCCCCACGGGCCGUCAAGCCCAGAUCGCUCCAAGGUGCCUGGCCUGGCCAGCUGCUCCCUCUCCACAGCUCCGAUUUACGGGGGAAUCUCCGUUAUCUCGGUUUUUUAAUUAUUAUUAAUUAAAACACUUUUUUUUUGGGUUG